UCUAGACUCUCAGAUUUCUGAUCGCAGCGACACACGAGUCCGCACUUUCUGACGGAGAAAACACGUUCACUUAUUUUCGCUUCCUGCUGCGACUGUUCGGAGGACUUUCAUUUCCACCUACAGCCAUGGACCUGAAACUUUUGAAGAUUAGAUCCUUCGAGGGACUGUGUGCAGCUACAUACACUCCAUUUGACGACCAAGGAAAGGUGAAUCUGGAUGUCAUUGACAAAUAUGUGCAACUUUUGCGGAACCAAGGCGUGGCAGGAGCCUUCGUCAAUGGCACGACUGGAGAAGGACUUUCGUUGACAGUGGAUGAAAGGAAAAGCAUCGCAGAAAAGUGGGCAUCAGCAUCAAAGGGGAAGUUGGAUAUGUUGAUCCUUCACGUUACAACCAGCUGCAUUCUCGAAACUCAAGAACUGGCCAAGCACGCUGAGAGUCUCAACGUCGAUGCGAUAUCUCUGCUGCCUCCCUUUUAUUACAAGUGCGAAACCAAUGAUGACUUCAUCGCUUACUUUAAGCAGGUAUCUCAGGCAGCCCCGAACACGCCGAUUGUAUACUACCAUAUUCCGACGUUCACUGGAGUAAAUGUAAAGCUAAGUGAAUUCCUGCCCGCGGUUAGCAGUGCCGUCCCAGCCCUCUGUGCAGCCAAGUAUUCCUGCUGCGAUCUCAGUGACUUGGCGGGCUUUAUGAGGACUGAUAAGAAACUUUUCAAGAUCUUCUUUGGGUACGAGGAGAUGCUCUUAGCAGCGCUUUCGCUGGGGGUUACGGCAGCAAUCGGAGGAACAUUCUCGUACCAGGGUUACUUGGCAAACAAGAUAAUCGAAGACUACAAGAAAGGCGACCUUGCUAAGGCCCGUUUAGAGCAGGAUCAAUUGAAGCAUGGGGUGGAUAUUUUGGCUAAGUAUGGUUACUGCGUUUCUACCCUCAAAUCUGCUGGGAAUGAACUAUCCGGAAUCAAUUUCGGAGCCGUGAGGUCCCCGAUGUCACCUGUUCCGAAGCUCCGAGCCAAAGAGCUCGGAAGUGAGCUGAAGGCCCUAGGUAUCCCAAUGAAGUAGAUGCUUUUCCUCUUGGGUAUCUUAGAGGACAAAACGUCUGUCUCGUCGUGCUUUAUGGAAAGUAAACUUUGUCCGGAAAGCCUAAGCAAUACCUACGACUUGGUAUUGACCAUUUGGCGUCGUGAUUCCCCCAAUCACCCCUCCCCCUUCAUGAACACAAAAAAGAUAAUAUAACGA
This is a messenger RNA of Ixodes scapularis (black-legged tick), 1232 nucleotides long. RefSeq names its product N-acetylneuraminate lyase. Gene Ontology annotation, molecular function: 4-hydroxy-tetrahydrodipicolinate synthase activity; N-acetylneuraminate lyase activity. Gene Ontology annotation, biological process: N-acetylneuraminate catabolic process. The transcript has 11 exons. Bases 126 to 1055 code for a protein of 309 amino acids. The record is from RefSeq and is a predicted model, not a curated record. NCBI's taxonomy places the organism in Eukaryota, Metazoa, Arthropoda, Arachnida, Ixodida, Ixodidae.